This is a messenger RNA of Aureobasidium namibiae CBS 147.97, 1461 nucleotides long. RefSeq names its product acid protease. Lineage: Eukaryota; Fungi; Ascomycota; Dothideomycetes; Dothideales; Saccotheciaceae. The transcript is spliced from 2 exons. Gene Ontology annotation, biological process: proteolysis. Bases 1 to 1461 code for a protein of 486 amino acids. Gene Ontology annotation, molecular function: aspartic-type endopeptidase activity. The record is from RefSeq and is a predicted model, not a curated record.
AUGAGUACAGUUGGCGAUUUGGAUAAUUUGCAGUACUAUGUCAACUUCACCGUUGGCACUCCCGGACAGCCGCAGUUAGUUUUUGUUGAUACUGGAAGCUCUAACACCUUUGUCUUGGCUUCCAACGCGUCUUUUUGCAAAGUCUCUGACUGUGACGGCGUCACUUUCGAUCUAUCCAAAUCCUCGACGUAUGAGAUGAUCAAGCGCGGAAGAUUUCAGCAACUCUUCAUGGGGACCAAGACCUGGUUCACAGGUGACUACGUCAGGGAUGUGGUUCAGAUGAACGACCUGGUGAUCUCAAAGCUCCCGUUCGGACUUGCCAGACAAUUUGGAAUAAUCUGGACGCCCCAUACAGGUGUCAUGGGUCUCGGCUAUUCAAGGCACAUGAGUAUUGACCACGACAAGAAAUUGCCCCCGAGCUUCCUUGAAGGGCUGGUCCAGGCCGGUGCCAUCUCUUCACGCCUUUACAGUAUAUAUCUGAACACUCUGGAUCAAUACGGCUCGAUAUUGUUUGGUGGACUUGACACAGACAAGUAUAAGGGCUCAUUGACCACGCUAAAUCUCGUGCGUCGUUCGCGCAAGGUGAAGAAAGUCGAUGACUUCCAUUUGUACCUCGAAGAGGUCAAGAUGCAACCCUUCAAUCAACCAAGCCAGACGAUCCUUCGCUCUACCAACGACAGUAAGAUUAUAACUCUGAUAGACACAGGAACUCCCGAUUGGCGAUUGCCGAGGGAUGCGUUCGUACAGGUCGUCAGACAUGCAGGGGGAAAGCUCUCAUCGGACAAGCACGAGGUGAUCAGGCCUUGCAGUGAAGUUGCUCGUGGUAUGGCCGACACCACCUACUUCGAUCUCACCUUUGCUGGGAAUGGAAGUAACACUGCAACUUUGCGCCUUGAACUAGCUGAUCUAUUCUCCCCGGUUCCGACGAAGGACGGCAGUGUAGCAACUGACGACGCUGGUCGACCAAUGUGCGAGCUAAGAGUCGUUGAAGCAGUUAGUGAUCAGUUUCUUUUGACCUCUAGCUCAGUGAUGCGAGCAGGAUAUUUUGUGUUUGACCUCGACAACGGCCAGGUGUCAUUGGCACAGGCCAACCUCGGAGCGAAUUCGUCAAAUGUGGUUCGAGUCGAAGCUGGACCACAGGGACUGAAGAAGGCCGCGAAGAAUCUCAUAGCUGAAACUCAAAGAGACGAGGUCGAAGGGCUGAAGCAGGUUUCGAUGGCUUAUGAGUUGUCCACUGCUACCAACACCGUCGGCUAUGCUACAGGCAUCAAGUCCUAUUCAGCUCCUACCGGUACUGGAGCUCGUGAGCCAUUGAAGGUCCACAACUCGUCUCGUGGCAGAGCCGAUCCACGCGUACGCCGUGCUGAGAAUGCCGCUGCCAUCACGAUGAGUUUCGGGGCUAAUGUGUUCUGGGCUCUCUGUGCCGCUGUUCUCGUGGCAGUGGGUAUUAUCGCAGUCUAG